CAGGAUAAUGAAGUGGACUGUAUUGGUGUGGGCACGAACCUGGUCACAUGCCCCUUACAGCCCUCGCUGGGCUGUGUCUAUAAGCUGAGCCAGGUUGAUGGAGAACCUCGGAUCAAAGUGACAGAAGAGGAAGGGAAAAUGACUCUCCCGGGGAAGAAAGCCGUUUACAGACUGUACGGCCCUGACGGAAGCCCCUUCCUCGAUCUCCUGACUCUAGCGGAGGAGCCAGAGCUGAGGGCCGAUGAGGAGAUCAAGUGUUACGCUCUGACCGGGCGAUGCGCUGGUUUCUGGGUGACGGCUGCGCAAGUGGAGACUCUCCACCGGGUUUACUACCAACACGGCCAGAUUUGUGAAAGCCUCUGUACAACAUCAGAGAUCAGGAGGCACGCACAGAGCUCCUUAAACAACCUCGCUCCAAAAUACAAGCAUCUUCACGAUCCUGCUCCCUACCAGGGUGUGAUUGGCAACAAUGCCCUCGUCUGGUAAGAAAGAGACGAAAUAUUGCUACUUCAUUCUGGUAGAGGACCUGUCCAUUCAGAGCCGGGUCUUUCCUGCUGGCAACAUCGCCAUCAUUCCAGAGGCCGACUACCUGCAGAAUGAGGCUGCGGAGCUGGGCCGCAGAGCCAAGUUCCAUCUGGUGGAGGCGGAUGUGUACCUUACCCUGGAGGUGGCCAGUCUGCGCCUGCUCACUGAGCAGGAGGCUGGCUUUCUACAGGCAGUCAGUCCCUCGGCCCAGCGCCUAAACCUCUACCUGGAGAAGACAGCUCUGCAAAGCGCACAGCAGCUCCAUGUCCACGAUCCCGUCACUGUCGACUACAAAUCCCUCUCGCUGCCUGGAGUCAUCGCUUACAUCGGAAGCAUCUGUGACAGUGCGAAGCUUUCUGGAACAUUCUUCGGAAUAGAGUUACAGGUGGAAGUGGAAGAGGAUGGGAAAAAUGAUGGAACGUUUGGCGGGAAGCAAUACUUCCAGUGCAAGAGAAGUCACGGCAUCUUUGUGCCGUUCAACAAAGUCAGGCAGCGCAGGAGCAUCGGAGAGGCGGGACAGUGCGUGGGCCCGGUAGACGGGAAGGCGGAGGAUCCACCGAGGGAUCACCCAGUCGGUCCCGGUGACCGAGUGGUCGUCUACAUGGAGGAGAGGGCGGAAAGGGGGGUGGUGAUCGAUGUCAUCGACAGAGGCUCAGCCGUGCUGGUCAACUUUGAGUCGGACCAGGUGAAGGGAGAGGAACUGAAGAUGCCAUUGACGGUACCGCUGUCUUCCGUCAUAAGAGAAGAUCUGCUUCGACCUGCCGGCAAAAUGCACCCCUGUGCCCCCAGAGAUGGUGAGCUCUUGGUGGACGGGGGUUUCACACGAGUGCCCCUGGAAAACGGAGGGAGCCGGUCGGCGCACUUCCUGGGAGUUAGCUCCGUCGUACAAAUCGACAUGGGCAAAGGUCAGCUGAUGACUGGAGUGAUCCGGUGGAUGGGUUACCUCCCUGAGAUGGUGGGGGAAAUCGCUGGUGUCGAGCUGGAUGAAGACCGAGGGCUGUCCGACGGGACCUGGAAGGGACGCCGGUAUUUCCAUUGCGCUCCGAAAAGAGGGAUCUUUGUCCGAUUGGAAUCCUGUCGGCCGGACACCCGUUUCCAGUCUCUCCUCAUCACCUCGGAGAACUCCCAAGAUCCGGGGCAGAGCUGGAACCCGGAGAGCAGCGUGGUCCCCAUUGUUACCCCUCCCCCGAGGAAUGAGGAGGCAGUGCGGGUCCUCGAGGGCCGGAUGCGUGGGAUUCAGGGGCACUGCAAUUCCUGCUACAUGGAUACUGCCCUCUUCAGAUCACAAGGCGAGACACAAAUCGAUCAGCUGAAAGAAAACCUCUCAAAGAAGUUCUCUGAGUGGAGGAAGAGCCUGGAGGAGGAUGAAGACUAUGCCAAUAAAAUGAUUGAAGAGGAGGGGAUGAAGGUGUUGACAAAGAGCACCAACUGCUUUGAUGAACUGAACAACCAAAUGCAUCUAAUUAGGCUGAUAGAUGAUGAAACUCAGAAUCUGGUCCAUAUGGAUCUACUCUCAUUUAUUCAGACGAUAUCAGUACCAGAUCCAACAGACGGAUAUCAGUACCAGAUCAAACAGACGGAUAUCAGUACCAGAUCCAGCAGACGGAUAUCAGUACCAGAUCCAGCAGACGGAUAUCAGUACCAGAUCCAACAGACGAUGUCAGUACCAGAUCCAACAGAGGGAUAUCAGUACCAGAUCCUACAGACGGAUAUCAGUACCAGAUCCUACAGACGUAUAUCAGCACCAGAUUCAACAGACGGAUAUCAGUACCAGAUCCAACAGACGGUAUCCGUACCAGAUCCAACAGACGAUACCAGUACCAGAUCCUACAGACGGAUAUCAGUACCAGAUCCACCAGACGGAUAUCAAGUUGCUGACACACAGAAUAAACCAGAUAUAAAUAUUCCGAAGCUGAUCCUGAAUCUGUACAAUGCACCUGAAUUUAUCAAGGAGCGGAUGAAUAAUUCUUUCACCUACCAAUCAGCCAUUCUGGGGACUACAAAUCAGUGGUCACUGCUGACUCUGGAUCCGGACUCGGCCUACUGGCUCCUGAAUGUCUCCGAGGAUGAGAAGACAGUGAUGUUUGGCUACAUGGGCGAGAACUCAUGGCACAACUCGAACAUGUUUGAGAACAUGCACCAGAUCCUGUGCUCUCAGAGUUUCACGGCUGGCUGCCACUCCUGGGAUGUGAAGACCGGUGGCAUUGCCUGGGGGGUGGGAGUGGCCUACGGGUCUAUAGACCGGGGAGGGCUGGAGUCUUAUUUCACCAACAGCACUAAGUCGUGGUGUUUAUAUUUCUACCGCGGGUUUCUGACAGCUUGUCAAAAGAACCAACAGACUUACCUCCUGAAGUACCCGGCCAUUAGCAGGAUGCGUGUCCGACUGGAUUACGAGGCUGGCACAGUGUCUUUUUACCAGGUCCCAUCGUGUCUCAUCGUACAGAUGCCUCGCUUCGGGAAGAAUUACAAAAUGUUUGAGAAAAUCAUUCCAUCUCUGGAGCUGGAUAUCACGGACCUGCUGUGGGACAGUCCCAGGGAAUGCUGCCUGUGCGGAGAUCUGGCCACUCAGGAAUGUGAGGAGUGCUUCAAGGACAAAGUGUUCUCGAAAACGGGACUCAAGCAAUUCUGUGACAUCUGCUGGCACCAGGUUCACUCCCACCCCUCCAGGCACAGCCACCGCUCCAUACAGCUGGAAUGCCCACAUGGCUUCACUCGCUCUGGGAAGAGUCAGGUGCCGCGGGAGAAGAUGCAGCUCUUUGCUGUGCUCUGUAUCGAGACCAGCCACUACGUCUCGUUCAUCAAAUACGGGCCAGAGGACCACCACUGGAUGUUCUUCGACAGCAUGUCUGACAGACACGGUGGCGAGAGCGGGUACAACAUCCCCACGGUGACGCUGUGCCCGGAAGUGGCAAAAUACACCCAGCGCUCAGCCGCCCAGUUGGCCAAAGAGAACCCGCGGGACAUGGAGGGUGUGGCCAAACGCCAGCUGUGUGAUGCCUACAUGUACCUGUACGAACACCCGCGCAUGGCCGUCUACAAGUGAGCAGCACUCCCCCCAUUGCCCAGCACCGGGGUAGGGGCUGGUGGAGGACGGUGGUGGGGGGGAGAUGCAAAUAGGGGAGGGUGGGCUUUACUGUACCAGGAGAACCAAUCGAGACAGCCGUCCCAUGUCGACCUUGCUGCUGGGGGGAGGGGGGUUGGUGAGAUUUGGAGGGGGAUUAUCAGGUUGGAUGGGGAUGGCUGUGGGUCAGCAAUGUGGAGGGUCAGAGGGGAGGUUACCCCAAGCGAGUUUGGGUUUGGCUUUGAGCUCCCGCUGUGGGCUUAUCCAGCAAGCGUGCAGCUUUCUCUGCACACGCUAGCCUUUACCUCCUGCCCCGCACAGCUUUAGCGCCACAUUUAAAAAGCUUCUGACAGUCUCCUGUUUCCGGAAGCCUUCUCUGUUCCAAUUAGUUCACUGGUGCCGUGGCCAGCACUGGCAGAGCCAGCUCCUCGUUGCUUUUGAGAACUUGUCGGCCGUCAUGUUCUGGUUGGAAGUGGAAGCUGACAUUUGUGUUUUCCUAUUGGCGUUUAUUUGCAGAGUCCCCCCACCCCGAGCACUAUUUCAGUCUGCUGCUGUUUAGGUGAGAGUAUAUCAAACCCCUCUCAAUGGAACACCACCAAAUAACAUACAAUUAACAACAGCAAGCUUUUGGGCUCUGGUAGUACGUUGGUGAUAUCCUACCUCGAGACCAGAAGGUCCAGGUUAAGUCCCAUCUCAGGACGUGUUGUUCCAGUGGUGUUUCAUAACUGGCCUGAACAAAAUAUUUACAGCAUUGAUCCCCCACUUUGAAAUGCUGCUGUGUUUGAUGAAGACGUUUCUAUGCGUUGGUGAGCACACAUCCCAAAGUCAGGUCUAACGACCAGCAUUUAAGAACAAACUUUUGUCAUGUGCGCGAUCGCCUUAAAAUGGUGAGAGUCACUGUUUUAUUAAAGACCCCCGUGACACUGUUUGGGAUGGCUUAGACCCAAUGAUGAUGUAGAACCAGCCAAUAUGUUCAAACUAGAAAUAGGAGUAGGCCAUUCAACCCCUCAGGUCUGCACCACCAUUCAAUAAGAUCAUGGCGGAUCCGAUUGUAAUCUCAAACUCACUGAUAACCUUUCACCCUCCAGCAAGAAUCUAUCGAUCUCUGCCUUAAUAAUAUUGAAGAACUCUUCUGCCACCAUCAUUUCAGGAAGAGAGUUUCAUACACUUCUUUUUU
This is a messenger RNA of Chiloscyllium plagiosum (whitespotted bambooshark), 4763 nucleotides long. The record is from RefSeq and is a predicted model, not a curated record. NCBI's taxonomy places the organism in Eukaryota, Metazoa, Chordata, Chondrichthyes, Orectolobiformes, Hemiscylliidae.